ACACGCGCGCGCCGAGUACGGUCCCGCUCUCCAGCACGCGCGCGCGCAGAUCCCUUCUCCCCGCCAUUCCUGGACACGGAAGAUUCCUUCUGCUCUCGAUCGACGGGUAUGGUGGCGAUCGAGGGCCAGAGUCCGGGGGAGGCUGAGGCGGCGGCGCGGGGCAUCCCGAAGGAGGCGCGGAGUCUGCUGCACGAGCUGGCGGCGGAGUGGGCGGACGUGGCCGACUUCCGGGCGCUGGAGGUGGUGCCGCUCAAGGGCGCCAUGACCAACGAGGUGUACCAGGUGCGCUGGCUCACCGCCGGGGAGGGCGAGUACAGGAAGGUGCUGAUGCGGGUGUACGGGGAGGGCCUGGAGCUCUUCUUCGACCGGGAGGACGAGGUGCGCACGUUCGAGUGCAUGUCCCGCCACGGCCAGGGCCCGCGCCUCCUCGGCCGCUUCCCCACCGGCCGCCUCGAGGAGUUCAUCCACGCCAGGACACUUUCAGCUGUUGACCUGCGUGAUCCAGAGAUUUCAGCUACUAUAGCCUCCAAAUUGAGGGAAUUCCACAACCUUGACAUGCCAGGUCCAAAAUCUUUUCUCCUGUGGGAUAGAUUGAGAAACUGGCUCAAAACUGCCAAGAGUGUGUGCCCCUCUGACGAAGCGAAAGAGUUCCGUUUGGAUAGCUUGGAGAAGGAGAUCACUGCAUUGGAGAGUGAAUUUUCAGGGGAAGACCAGUGCAUAGGAUUUUGCCACAAUGAUCUCCAGUAUGGCAACAUCAUGAUUGAUGAAGAGACCAAAGCACUGACCAUCAUUGACUACGAGUAUUCAAGCUUUAACCCAGUUGCCUAUGACAUAGCAAACCAUUUCUGCGAGAUGGCCGCGGACUACCAUUCAGAAGAGCCUCAUCUACUGGACUACACAAAAUAUCCAGAUUUCGAUGAGCGGAAGAGGUUUGUGCAGACCUACCUGAUCUCUUCAGAUGGCGAGGAACCUGACGCAGAGAAGGUCAAGGAUCUGUUGAACAACAUCGAGAAGUACGCGCUUGCUAGCCAUCUCUUCUGGGGCCUCUGGGGAAUAAUCUCGGAACACGUCAAUGAUAUCGACUUCGACUAUAUGGACUAUGCGCGGCAGAGGUUCGUGCAGUACUGGCUGAAGAAACCCGCGAUCCUAGCCUGCCACGCUGAUGAAUGAACCCCCAGCGAUGACCAGGUUUCGUCCUGAUGGGCAAUGGCCAGUGGCUCCUGCACAUAGUAUAUAGCUUGCAGUGCGCCUGCUCCCGACGCAUCAACGACCAAGCCUGCCUAUGAUGAUACAGAGUUGAGAUGAAGCUGGGCUGUGCUGGUUUUUUGCUGUUCAGUUGUCCUCAGUCUUCUGAAGGAACUUGUUGUAAGAUGAUAAUAUAUGAUAGCUUGUGGUCGAUUGCUCUGUCGAGCUAGCGUGCUGUUUUUUCUCUUUUUUUAGAUGGUGCGGUGUGCUCUGUAGCUGUACAUAUUUGCCAUGAAUUCGGUGGCUGUGCAAGAAUCAGCCGAGUGGUAGAGACUAGAGAGUAUAUAUUUUGUGUCGAAUAAAACCGGGAUACAGAACA
Molecule: messenger RNA, 1564 nt
Organism: Lolium perenne
Lineage: Eukaryota; Viridiplantae; Streptophyta; Magnoliopsida; Poales; Poaceae
Product: probable choline kinase 2
Biological process (GO): phosphatidylcholine biosynthetic process; phosphatidylethanolamine biosynthetic process
Cellular component (GO): cytoplasm
Molecular function (GO): choline kinase activity; ethanolamine kinase activity
Source: RefSeq, a predicted model, not a curated record